GCUGAAUAGACAAAAAAUGUACGAUGGUUUAUGACUUCAAAAAAGAAUAAAAGCUAAAAAUGUCAGUGUCCAAAGUGUCCGUUAAUUGUGGAAUGAGCCAGAAAGCGAGCAAUCCUCGUUGAUGGUCGAGUUCCUGCGUCUCAGCAGGUCCGGUACGAAGGUCUUGGGGGCGUGCGCGUCGAGCUUUUACGCAAUAAGAUUUUGGUUUGAAGGCUCCACUCCGCGGCAGCAGAAGCACAGCAGCAGCAGCGGCGGCAGCAGCGGCGGCGGCGGCGGCAGCUCGGCGGGCUUCCCUCUUUGCCCUCAGCGCGCUGCACAUCACCUUAUACGGCUCGGCCGGGGGCAAUACCCCCCCCCCCCCCCCAUCUCCAAGUAUGCCCUGCUCGUGAGCAGCCGCCACAGCCGCGUCCUCCCUUUCCCUUCAGUAGUCCCACUCGGCCAUGGGGAGCCCCGGCGGCAACGACAGCGCGCCGCGCAACAACUCGGACCGGUUCGCUCGCAACGAGGACGUGGCGCAGAUGGAGAUCCUGGUGCUGAGCGUCACCUUCGUGGUGGCCGUCGUGGGCAACGUCAGCGUCCUGCUGGCCAUGCACAACACCAAGAGGAAGAUGUCGCGCAUGCACCUCUUCAUCCGCCACCUGAGCCUGGCCGACCUGAUGGUGGCCUUCUUCCAGGUUCUCCCGCAGCUGUGCUGGGACAUCACCUACCGCUUCUACGGGCCGGACUUCCUGUGCCGGAUCCUCAAGCACCUGCAGGUGACCGCCAUGUUCGCGUCCACCUACAUGAUGGUCAUGAUGACCCUGGACCGCUACAUCGCCAUCUGCCACCCGCUCAAGACGCUGCAGCAGCCCACGCGGCGCUCGUUCCUCAUGAUCGUGUCGACGUGGACGUGCAGCCUGGUGCUGAGCGUGCCGCAGGCGUUCAUCUUCUCCCUGAGCGAGGUCGAGAACGGCACCGGCGUCAUGGACUGCUGGGCGCACUUCGUCGAGCCGUGGGGCGCGCGCGCCUACAUCACCUGGAUCACCGCGGGCAUCUUCCUGGUGCCCGUGGUCAUCCUGGUGGUGUGCUACGGCUUCAUCUGCCACAGCAUCUGGCGGAACAUCAAGUACAAGAAGCGCAAGAGCGCGGGGCACAAGGACGGCCUCAUCGGCAAGAACUCCGUCAGCAGCAUCACCACCAUCUCCAGGGCCAAGCUGAGGACCGUCAAGAUGACCUUCGUCAUUGUGCUGGCCUACAUCGUGUGCUGGGCGCCCUUCUUCACCUUGCAGAUGUGGUCGGUGUGGGACGACAAGCUCCAGUUCACCGAGUCGGAGAACAUGGCGGUGACCCUGACGGCGCUGCUGGCCAGCCUGAACAGCUGCUGCAACCCGUGGAUCUACAUGAUCUUCAGCGGCCACCUCCUGCAGGACUUCGUGCACUGCCUACCCUGCUGCCAGAGCGCCAACGGCGGCUUCCGCAAGGAGGACUCGGACAGCAGCCUGCGCAGGACCACGCUGCUCACCAAGGCCACCAACCGCAGCCCCACCGGCAGUUCCGGAAACUGGAAGGAACUGGACAACUACCCCAAAUCCCCCGCUCAGGCCGAAUAAACGGGCAGCCCGGCAACUGCUUACUGGGCCGUGGAACGGAAAAUGGAAAGUACACACGCAGUACGUUGCAAACACAGCCGAGUGUCGCGAGUGGAAAUGAGGACGCUGUAAAAAUUGAUGUUCCAGCUGGAUCGCCUGUGCCUGCAUCUGUCUCAAAGGCUCGCUGGGAUUUUGGAGACGACACGAAAACACAAAAGGCCCAACGCAAUUAACGCACCACUGGUGGCGCAGCGCAAGGCGCGGGGAGGGGGAGGGGGGGGGGGGCGGCUUUUUCCGUUGUUCUGUUGAAUGUCGACGUCUCGCGCAAAAGUUCGAUAGCGCAUGUCAGAGUGCAAGUGGCGUGCCCUUGCGCAUUGUGUGAAUGCUAUAAAACGGAGACACUCCCAAUUAGGCAAUGGGUUGUUUUUGCGUGACGUCACCCGUUGUGCUGCCUCGAACGGCGGCCAUUUUCCAUCCCUGAGCUCCGUUACCCAUACAUAUACGCAAGGCGGACGACGUUAUGUUUCUAACUGCAUUUACUGAAGACACAACCGACACCACAUCAAGCCCAGAGCGACUAUUAGAGAGUAGAUUAGAGUAUCGAUUAAGAUCGUGAGCUUAGCUCGGCGACGCGACGAUGGAGGUUGAAUCCAGCUAGCGCGAUAGCAGUGUCGGGAACUCAUCCACAAAGCCAAGUCUCCAUGAAGCACGGUGCCGCAGAACGUACAAAGUCUUUCGUCGGAAGCGCUCGACAAUGUCCCCGCUGACGCAGCCGGACUCAUGUAGCGGAUCGCGAGGCUUUGAAGAGGUAGGGACUAGCAACUCUGGAAAAAAAGCUUCAGCAAAUUAGCGAGAGUUGUCGAAAAAAAAUCAGAAGAAGGCUGCCUGAUGGUUAGCAAGUCCUCUCUUGCGUACGUGAGUCCGUAGACGCCCGUGAAACACAAACUCAAAAACAGUAACAGAGAGCAUUCCGGAGACUUCCGCACUCUUAGGCGUUAGGUAGAGAGGUUAAACGGCAGCGCGCAGUGGUGUGUGGCUAAUUCAGCAAAGCAAAAAAAACAAAAAAACGUGGCGUCAGUCAAAACAACCCAUUGUGCGUGAAAAGCAACACGUCUUGCUCUUAUCGUUGUGUGAAUGCUGAGAGACGCCAAGCCCCGCUAUUUGGGGGGGGGGGGGUCGAGCAAAGCACUGAAAAGACACAAAUUCAUAAGGCAACAACAGCAGGCUUGAAGCAUGUUCAUAAUCACGAACCUGCGCUGCAUAAACGACUGUACAUAAGCACCAGUACACCGUGGUGACCCUUCAGAAGAUUUUUAAGUGCUCAUUUGUUAGUGGAAGCACGAUCAUUUGUUUUUUCGCAGCCCAAAGACUUUUGAAUUAUUCUGCUUUUUUUUCCCCCACAAGAAGAACCCCCCCACCCCCCUCAAAAAAAAAAAAAUGCUAAUCUUAUAUGUUAUUCACAUGCUAUGACAUGCAGUGAUGUAUACAUUUUAAAGCCGCCUUCAUUUCGUUCAUCCGAUGGUGUUUGGACUCCCGGGGGAGCGAAAGAACCAUAAUUGUGUCUUUUUAGGACCAAACGUUGUUGCUUUGUUUGAAUCCAAAUAUUAUUUUGUUCGUGUCGGGAUUUUUUAAUAUCCUUGAAGAAAAUUUAAUCUUUUAGAACUGACAGGUGGUUGGGCAGAGUAAACUAGUCGCUCACAUGUUCCAAAGAAAUCUGCGCGUGAUACUUUCUUUACGUUUUUGAAUGAAAAUCAAAACGUGAAAAAAGAACGAUAAACGAUUAACUCGGAUCUGUUUGGAACUUGUGAUCUGUUUCUUUGCUCGGCCCUGACGCGCCGUCGCGGUUGGACUCUUCGGGAUCGCCGCUGUGAAACCGGUGGUUUGGAGUAACAAUGUAUCCAAAACGUCAUGAAAUAUGGACGCUAUCUUGGUCAUGUGAUGUCAAAUUCUCUCUCGUUUAAUAGCGUUUCGAGAUUUUUUUAACGACAAUUACGAAUUUUCAGGCAUGCCGCCAUUUUUGCCAGUCACAUGACCUACGCGCGGGGACGUGACGCGUUACGCGCCGUUCCAAACGCGCGAUUACAUGAGACACCGUUUAUGCCCAGCGCGGAUUUCUCGGAUUUAUCCUCAUCUGAUCAAGAAAUAGUAUCGGUUGAUUGGGAAGACGGAGGAAUACUACCGUACAGAUUUGAACCUGCGGCUGUAAAUAAUGUUGAAUAUUCGGAUGGUUCUUCGGGCGGAAUGACACGGAGUCUGACGAGCGAGCUCCGUCGAGCGGCGGAGCCGUGAGCUCGCUCUCCGGCGAGUCCCGUAGCGAGCUGGCGGCUCCCCGGCGAGCCCCGUAGCGAGCUCACUCGCGAAAAUGGCGGGGCACCUGAAAAUUCGUAAUUGUCAAUAAAAAAUCUUCUCAAAACACGAUUAAAUCAUAUUUAACAUCAGAUUAUCAAGAUAGAGUAUCUAUUAGAUGACGUAUUGGUUACUUUGUUACCCCCAAACCACUGGAAUUUCCCUUUAAACAUUGAUGACUUUAUCUCGAAGGAGACUACAAGGUGAGAUCGCAUAAAGGCAGCGGAAACGAUGUCCCGGCAUCGGCUGAAAGCCCUGACGGAUCGCUUCAUUCGGCCGCUCGCUCAGGGACGGAACCUUUCGGCGUUUCGCACGCGACCGCCGAGGGAACCGCAUGCUGGGGGUUGCUUAUAGAAAGCCGAAUUCCAAGAAUCGGUGGUGAUUAUAUCGCGCAGCGGCGCAGGGCAACCCAACCCCCUUUUUCCUGUCCAGGUUUCUACAAAGAUAAAACCUCCCCGGAGGCCUCCGAGGUGGUGAAAAGAUCUUGCGGAAUUCGGACUGUGCAGCAAAGAACCCAGGUCAACCGUCUUGGUGAUCUGGCCGUUUUUUUUUUUUGCAGAUGUUCCGUCGUGUCUGUCCCCAUUUGUUUUUUUUUUUUUAAAUCGAGCUCGCUCUCGGUCCUUUUUCAUGUCGCGUCACGACUCCCGCCAGGACGGUUCUCGUCUGACUUCAAACGCCAGGGAGCCCUUUGAAAACGGCAAGCGUUCGGCAGGAUGCUCGGAUGCGCCGAGAGAGAGGCCCGUCACCGGCGCACCUCCCGACCUCGGCGUGCUCGGCGGGGGCUCGCGCAUUCCUCGAACGCCACGUCAGCUUUCCUCUCCUCUGGCGUCUUGCGUCGAUGACCGUCUGCGUGGUGGGAACGGGGAGGGGUGGGGGGCUUUGCUUGGGCUUCAGAUAUACAUACGCAAUUGUCGCGACUGUACUUUUGCCGAAACCCCGUGGAUUUUUUCUUUUUCUUUUUGUAACUUCAUAUCAAACAUAAUCGCCAAACGUUGCCCGUCACGACUUCCACCGAGAUAUCAAUGAAAUCUCAAUUAAACAUCUAAGUCAAAACCGGUAUAACUUUGAUAAAUUGUUAAAUUCCCCCCGCUAAGAUCUUGCGCGCAGUAGCAGUAAUUGCCGAGUGGCAAGUAUGCAAUCUGCCAGGGGGGUUUUCAAAUGUGGAUGAUAUUACUGUUGCCAUAGUGACUCGAAUGUGAAGCCAACCCUGUAUCCGCACCUUUGUACCGAUCCUCGCCAAUUUCAACCUCCGACCGUGUGACAACUCUCAUUAGCCGCCUGUCAAAAAGUCUUUUGUUGCCGGCGUAAAAUCGAACGCGCGGCACUGUACGCACCUGGUGUAUGAUUAGCAUUUGUUUUGAAACUGUAAAUACGGGUAAUAAAUUUAAUUCUCUGUAA
Molecule: messenger RNA, 5312 nt
Organism: Syngnathoides biaculeatus (alligator pipefish)
Lineage: Eukaryota; Metazoa; Chordata; Actinopteri; Syngnathiformes; Syngnathidae
Gene: avpr1aa
Product: arginine vasopressin receptor 1Aa
Exons: 2
Coding region: 441-1589 (382 amino acids)
Biological process (GO): positive regulation of vasoconstriction; G protein-coupled receptor signaling pathway; regulation of systemic arterial blood pressure by vasopressin
Cellular component (GO): membrane
Molecular function (GO): peptide binding; vasopressin receptor activity
Source: RefSeq, a predicted model, not a curated record